GCGGUCCGUCCGGUCACGUGGGCCGCAAGAUGGCGGCCCCCAGAGCGCGCUGCCAGCAUUGCGGCCCGUGAGGCGGCCGCGGCGGCUGCGGAGGAGACCGGGCGGCGAGGUCUGCGUUUCUGGAGCUCGUUCGGGCGAUCGGCGGCGGGGAGCACGGUUCUUGUGCCGAGAGGAGCCUCGGAAGGAACAAGGCGUGCACCAUGGUGACGGAGCAGGAGGUGGAGGCCAUUGGGCAGACACUGGGUGACCCCCAGCAGCCCCUGCAGGCCCGCUUCCGGGCACUCUUCACACUGAGAGGGCUUGGCGGCCCAGACGCCAUUGCCUGGAUCAGCCGGGCCUUCAGGGAUGACUCCGCCCUGCUCAAGCACGAGCUGGCCUACUGCUUGGGCCAGAUGCAGGACCGCCGAGCCAUUCCUGUGCUGGUGGAAGUGCUGCGUGACACCCACCAGGAGCCCAUGGUGCGCCACGAGGCAGGGGAGGCUUUGGGCGCCAUCGGGGACCCAGAAGUUCUGGACAUUCUGAAGCAGUACUCCGCCGACCCUGUUGUCGAGGUGGCUGAGACGUGCCAGCUGGCUGUCUGUCGGCUGGAGUGGCUGCAGCAACACAGCGGGGAGCCAGCAGCAGCGGGGCCCUACCUCUCCGUGGACCCGGCCCCUCCGGCCAAGGAGCGGGAUGUGGGGCGGCUGCGGGAAGCGCUGCUGGACGAAGCCUUGCCGCUGUUCGACCGAUACCGAGCCAUGUUCGCCCUCCGGGAUGCCGGCGGCGAGGAGGCUGCCCUGGCGCUGGCUGAGGCUUCUCUGACGGCACCACACAGCCAGCAACUCCUCUGCUCCCUCCCGCAGGCCUUCACUGUGGCAGCGCCCUCUUCCGCCAUGAGAUCGGCUACGUUCUCGGCCAGCUGCAGCAUGAGGCGGCUGUGCCCCAGCUGGCUGCGGCCCUGGCCCAGAGGACCGAGAGCGCCAUGGUGCGACAUGAGUGCGCGGAGGCCCUGGGAGCCAUUGCCCGCCCCACCUGCCUGGCUGCCCUGCGGGCCCACGUGGCCGACCCCGAGCGCGUGGUGCGGGAGAGCUGCGAGGUGGCCCUGGACAUGUACGAGUAUGAGAGGGGGCCGGCCUUCCAGUACGCGGACGGGCUGGAGCAGGUGCGCACGCCCUCCUCCUAGAGCUACUGCCGGGGCCUCUACCUGAGGACUCAGCAUAUAAACUGAGUUUGUGUGAAUCGGAUCUUGCUUCCCUGGCUCCCUGAACCUGCUCACUUGGCCGGAUCUCAGCAGCUUUUGCAUCUUGAUUAACCCCAGGACGAGGCUGAGGUCUCUGCUGUCCCGACUGAGGGCCUAGCACAGGCUGCAGUGUACGGGCGGGAUGUCAGCAUGGGAGCGAGGAUCUGGGGGUGGGGGUGCAGGGGUGGGGCUGUGCUCUGGGGAGGUUGUGUGGCCCAGCUUCUCCAGGAAUGAGGGGGUGCAGAGAAAGGCACUGUGGGGAAUCUGUGCCUGGUGGGCCUGGGCGGGGUCUGGGCCUCUAACUCCCCACCUGGGGCCCUGGGUGGGCUGGGCUAGGGACUUGGGACACGUGACAAACAGGCCCCAGGCACUGCUUACGUGGAAUAUUAAAUUAUUUUUGCCGAGCAGUCA
This is a messenger RNA of Myotis myotis, 1630 nucleotides long. RefSeq names its product deoxyhypusine hydroxylase (gene DOHH). The record is from RefSeq and is a predicted model, not a curated record. Gene Ontology annotation, biological process: peptidyl-hypusine biosynthetic process. The coding region runs from base 201 to 1187 and encodes 328 amino acids. Gene Ontology annotation, molecular function: deoxyhypusine monooxygenase activity. NCBI's taxonomy places the organism in Eukaryota, Metazoa, Chordata, Mammalia, Chiroptera, Vespertilionidae. The transcript has 5 exons.